This is a messenger RNA of Aspergillus niger, 375 nucleotides long. RefSeq lists its product as uncharacterized. The transcript has 2 exons. NCBI's taxonomy places the organism in Eukaryota, Fungi, Ascomycota, Eurotiomycetes, Eurotiales, Aspergillaceae. The record is from RefSeq and is a predicted model, not a curated record. The annotation marks the transcript as partial.
AUGUCCGGAUUCAACGGCCGUCGGGCCCCCAACUUCUCCCAAUAUCUCGAUGAUUUGAAUGCCAUUCCUUCGCCAUACGAUCAGGCCCUUCAGCAGCAACAUCAAGAUUCAUACAACCUCGAGGAUGAACUGUCGCUCUUCACCAAUACCGAAUUCUUCGAUUUCGACAAGUUCGGCGAUCUCAAUCUGCCCAACUUUGACUCGCUGGAGGACAACACAGUCAAGAAGGAAACAGCGCAAGAUGCCAGUUCUGACAUGGACUUUUUGAACAUUCUGGGAGCUUCAACGGUUGCUUCAACCAUCAACGCUCGUCAAUGUGCUCUUCCCAUACCUUCCCCCCGCCAUCCUCCUCUGCCCUUUUUUUUCUUUUUUCCU